GUGCUUGAUUUACAUGAUGGGGCGUUUGUUCAAGCAAGUGGUGCUAGUGGGGUCCUUGCCAAGAGUGUCAUUGGUUAUAGUAAAUUAAAGAAACAACAGUUUCACUACUUAACUUCAAGAACAGUAUGAAGUACUGUCAAUCAUUUUUUUGUUUACUUUCUUUGUGUCAAAAAAAGGAAAUGCUUGUGACAGGUUUCUUCGGUUACCAUACAUGUAAAAUUUACCAUCUUUCAUUCUUCCGCCAAGGGUUUGACUUUUAACUGAUGGAUAUGGCGGAAAUAAAGGCCUCUCCUAAAAAGAGUAAUCAUUGAAUACCAUACGUAGGUGGUUGUGUAAAAAGGCACUCAAGAGUGGUACACAUUUACUGGUGUUGCAGUAAUUAUAAACUGUAAAGAAUAGUGCUAGUGAAAUAUUUUCCUUUUUGAUAGUGUAAGAAAGUACCCAGACGACUAUGUGAGGUGCUUCAGGAAAUUUAUGUGAAGGGUGAUGAUACCGUAAGUGGUUUAAAAUCUUGUAAUAUUCUGGGUUUCGCGACAAUACUGUGUGACAAGUUUAUAUUGGCAGGCGAGUUUCUAAAAGGAAUGAUCAUGAAGGAUGAUCUUAGCCUCCACAGUUCAGGAACAAUUCUGCUUUCUAGCAAUACUACAGCAUUUCACACGGCUUUACAGGUUUUCAGAGCAAAGGCAGGUGCUAACAAUAUAAGGUGUGAAGUUUGUCAUUCUUGUAAACUACAAGAGAAUGUGUUUACAAGACCUUCGUUGCUGAUGGGUUGCAUCAGGAAAUAA
This is a messenger RNA of Porites lobata, 785 nucleotides long. Lineage: Eukaryota; Metazoa; Cnidaria; Anthozoa; Scleractinia; Poritidae. The record is from the annotation of a GenBank genome assembly.